Racocetra persica is the source of this 335-nucleotide messenger RNA. The record is from the annotation of a GenBank genome assembly. Lineage: Eukaryota; Fungi; Glomeromycota; Glomeromycetes; Diversisporales; Gigasporaceae.
CAGAAGAACAAGGGCAAAAUUCUUUUAGAAUACGAAUUCGACAACAAACUACUGACAAAUUUAAAAAAAAUAAUGAACAACUUAAAGAAAAUAACAAUGAAGAAAACGAAAAAUUCAGGAUAAAUCGAUACCAAUAUGAACCAGCAUACACUCGACAAAAAUACUCAAACGCUGGAUGUUCAAAAUCAGAAAUAAUGGGCAAACCAAGUAAAGAAAAAAUAGCGGCAUUUACAGCAACGAUGCAAAGAAAUAUAGAAGGCAUACUGAAAAAUAACUCAAGGAUAAACAAUGAAAAAAAAUUAAACAACACAGAUAGCCAGAGCAAACCUUUAUAA